AUGGAUUUUCCUAUAAUGUUGAGACAAGAAUUGGUUUCUUCGCCAGUUACUAUUGCAACUGCUAGUACAAGUUUACAAAUGAAAAGUCCAACAUCUUCACAAUUCAAUUCAAUACGAUUGAAACAAGUACAAAGCAUUGAUUCUUUAACUCAUCAUCCUUUGUUAAAUAAUGAUGACGAGGAGGACAACAACAGUGAUCUACUGAUUUCUAAAUGGGCAAAUUCUGUUGGUGGACAAAUAUUGACUAAACUUCGUGAAAUGGAUAAGAUGUAUUCUGAUAUCAUACAAUUAUUAAUCUCCAAAAAGACAAUUGAUAGGGAUUUGUUGCAAGAUCAUAUAAUUUUCACAUUACCAAUAGAUGAAGGUACUAAAGUAAUAACAAUGAGUGCAAUCAGAGGAUUCAUUCAAAAUGAGGUUUUUAAGGCUAUAGAUUUAAUGCCUUCAGAACAUGAACUUUCCUCAACGUUUUUGGAUAAUCCAAAGAAUCGCAGAUCAGUAUUUGACUCUUUUGCAAUACCAGAUGAUCUUGAUGAUGAUUAUCCAACCAUCAAGAUAACCAAUAGUAAUGUUGAUAUUUUAUUACAAGGAAUGACGAUCCAAGCAAUUGUAAUAGAAUCGUCACUUAAAUUUAAAGAAAUAUCAGAGAAAAUUGCCACAAAAGAAACAGCCAAUAAAAAAAACAUUGAACUACCUAAUUUAUCUGAAUCAUUGCUUAUUGAAUCAACAUGUGAAAAAAUCCAAUUAUUUUAUGAAUUUAUACAUUCAGAAAUUGAGAAACAGAUCAAUACCACUGAAAAAUCAAUUGAUGAUUCAGAGAUUGAAAUAUUUGAAAAAUUAAAUGCCAUCGAGAAAUAUGUAUGUGCCACGCUAUACGAUAAUAUUUUUUGUCCAAACUGGUCAAAUGAUAAUGGUAUACAUGAUAACUUGUUAAGUUCAAAAAUAGCAGCAUUAAACCUACUAGAUUUAAAUUUAAAACAUCUUGGUGUUGAUAUUAUUGAAUCAAAUCAGCAAGAAUCGAUUGAUAUGGCAGUUCAGAACGCUGGUAUAGAAUUACAAAAUCUGAACAAGAGAAAAUCUCCACUUGAAAAACUUGAAAAAUCUCUUAAAAAAAGGGAAAAAAAGAAUGCUAUCGACUCUGUAAAAGAUGUGAAUUCUACAAAAGAUAUGGAUUCUGUAAAAGAUAUCGAACCUGUAAAAGAUGUCGAGUUUGCAAAAGAUGUUGACUCCGCAAAAGAUGUUGAUUCCGCAAAAGAUGUUGACUCUGCAAAAGAUGUUGAUUCCGCAAAAGAACAAGAAAAAGAUGAUGUUUCUUCUUCAAUUCCAGCACUACCUCCUCCUUCGCCAUCAGAUCUACCACCAAGACCCAUACUAACAACAACAAAAGUAAAUGGAAGCAAUGACACAUCAUCAUCAACAUCAUCAUCUAAAUCAACACCUAAAUCAUCACCCGAAUUAUCGCCUACAUCGUCAUCCACGUUAUCACCUAAAUUAAUACCUACUUCACCUACUUCCAGUAAAAAGGGAAAUGAAAAGUUAGAAACCAAUGGUAGUAGUGAUCCAGCAGCAGAUUUAAUUUUACCAUUAUUAAUUUUCACAGUAGUUAAAUCAAAUCCAAAAGGCUUGGUUUCUAAUUUAAAAUACAUACAAAGAUACAGAGUUCGAACAUUAUUAUAUGGCGAAUCCUCAUAUUGUCUUACAAAUACCUUGGCAGUGGUAGCAUUUUUGGAGAAUGUAGAUUAUUCAGGUUUAGGUUUAAGUCCUGAAAAGGCUUUAAGCAAUAACACCACUAGUAACAACAGCAAUAGCAAUAUUAUUAGCAAUGCUAAUAAUGCGUCGAAUGUUGAACUAAGUGUUAGCAGAAAAGUAGGACAAGAAUUGGUUGAGGCAGCUACUAGUUUAAGAGUUUUCACUGAUGCAUUAGAUUCAUCAUAUAAACUGUUUGGACGUAUGCUUGGAUAUAAUGAAAAGAAAGAUGCGACAAAUUCAACAAAAAUAAAAUCAAAAAAUACUAUGACGGACUCAAAUUUAAUAACAAGUCGCUUACUUCCUUUUAAUGUUAUUCCAAGGUUUUCUUCAAUGACAACAACCUCAACUCCAAUAAUUGCAACAGGGUUAGAAGAAAAUAAUAAUAAUUUAAAAAUUUUACCACCAAUUCAAAAGUUUAUAGAUUGUUCUGUGGAAGAUAUUCGUAUUAAAGAUAAUUAUUGGAAGACUAUAAACGAUUAG
Molecule: messenger RNA, 2226 nt
Organism: Entrophospora sp. SA101
Lineage: Eukaryota; Fungi; Glomeromycota; Glomeromycetes; Entrophosporales; Entrophosporaceae
Source: the annotation of a GenBank genome assembly